AUGCUCACGACCGUUGGGAAUCACCCGCACCGGCCCAGCUUCCUGCCUUGGGUCGUCAUCAUUCUGCUAUUGAGUACACGGUCUCGUGGGCUAGACAUAUCCUAUUGCUCGCCCCAGAAUAAUGCAGGCUCCUAUCCGGAAUAUUACAACCUGUACCAGUCCAAUGGAGCGUGCCAGGUCCACUGUCAGGGCUCCUACGCAUUUGCCAUUCUCCAGGGAUACGACUGCUGGUGUUCCAACUACGUGCCCACGGAGCAGGAAAGCACUUCCAACUGUGAUCAACAAUGUCCCGGUUACGGUAGCGAAUGGUGCGGUUCAACGGAAGCCGGUCUUUACGGGUACUACCUCUUGAGCGACGGAGUUCCCCUGGGUACGUCUGGUGGAUCGGCCAUCAGCACCGCAGUCAGCACCGCAACCGCGACCGCUUCCCCGUCGGUUAGUACCUCCCUGACCCAAUCUGAAUCCGGAUCACCUUCCCCUACUCCCGAUAUGCGGACAACCUCUCCCUCCUCUCCCUCUUCUACGGUGGACGAGGCUAGUUCGGGGACUGGUUACUCGGAUGACCCUUCUACGGCCUCUACGAGUCCCUCUACGCAUUCCGUCACCUCCUCUACCACCUCUACGUCUUCCGACUCAUCAACCACUCCUCCCAGCUCCAGCCCAACGCCGACGCCGACAGCAGUAUACACGAGCGUCACCACGAUCACCGGCGAAGUCCGCACCGUGGUCAUUACUCCUUCCCCUUCAGUCGAUGCCACUCUGGGACAGUCUGCCACCGGUGGUGGAGGCGGCGUUAGUACCGGCAAGGUGGUAGGGAUUGUUUUGGGUGUUGCUCUGGGUCUUGGUGCCCUGAUAGGAAUCGGAGCAUGGCUCUGGUUCCGAAGGCGACAUAGGAAACUGCAAAUGCAGGGAGGACCAGACACAACUUUCAUUCCUCGGACAGGAGUGAAUUCCUCCUCGAACAAUAUCCCAUCACGACAAGUCAGUCAGCUGUCAUCCUCCGGGCUCCUUGGAAACAAGACUCCUCGCCUCAACACGUCGGGGAUGUCUUUAGGGAAUGAUCCCCGAAGCGCAGAUACGGCAUCUACCGGCGUUGAUCGGCGAAGUCUGGCGACAGAUCAAAGAUUAAAUCCGUACGCGCUCUAUAUCCACGACGAGAGUCGCCUUAGCAAUGUGUCUCUUCAGGACAAUCAGGAUUACUCCAGGCAAUUACGGGUGAGUGGUGCUUCUUGUCUUGCCAGGUAA
Capronia epimyces CBS 606.96 is the source of this 1245-nucleotide messenger RNA. RefSeq lists its product as uncharacterized. Lineage: Eukaryota; Fungi; Ascomycota; Eurotiomycetes; Chaetothyriales; Herpotrichiellaceae. The coding region runs from base 1 to 1245 and encodes 414 amino acids. The record is from RefSeq and is a predicted model, not a curated record. The transcript has 3 exons.